This is a messenger RNA of Trematosphaeria pertusa, 2815 nucleotides long. RefSeq lists its product as uncharacterized. Gene Ontology annotation, molecular function: zinc ion binding; DNA-binding transcription factor activity, RNA polymerase II-specific. NCBI's taxonomy places the organism in Eukaryota, Fungi, Ascomycota, Dothideomycetes, Pleosporales, Trematosphaeriaceae. The record is from RefSeq and is a predicted model, not a curated record. Gene Ontology annotation, biological process: regulation of DNA-templated transcription. Bases 441 to 2594 code for a protein of 717 amino acids. The transcript has 4 exons.
GUAGCUUGCGGGGUGCCCCGAUACCGCCAAUUCGCAGCGAGCUGAAACAGCCUCAUCCAGCCGUCGUGCGAGGAGAUGCCCAAUAAACAGCACCGAUCCGUGGCUGAGCCGACGCCGAUCGCCCUGUCGACAAUGCUUAGCCUGCUCAAGCUUCGCAAUCAUCCAAGACGCCGGAAGUCUACGCCCCAAAGGCGACGUGUUGGACGCAGGCCCGCUGAGGACGCCUGUUCUAAGCCGAAUCCGAUGUGAGCAGCACAGCCGCUCGCAACAUCCUCAGCUGUCAGCCUCUUGCCAUCAUUCUGGAGAAUAACAUGAGAAGGAUGCUCGGCUUGCGUGCAACAUCCAUCCUGUCUAGGUCCUCAAUUUCACUCUAGCCUUGUCGUUCAGAACCUACAUGGCUGUCUUCUGAUUGAGGCCAUUUCCUACCUCGGACCACCGCCAUGUCGUACCGUGGACGGCCUAGCAAAGGCUGCGAGACCUGCAGAUCUCGGAAGGUCAAGUGCGACGAAGCCAAGCCAAUUUGCAAUCGCUGCGCCAAAUUAGGACACGAUUGCAGCUACCGCGACCAGGCGGCUCUUCUUUUCCGAAACGAGACAGCGAAUGCCGCGCAGAAAGCCGAGGAUUCGUGGAGGAAGCGAUCUAAAUCACACCAGAGAGCUCAGGGCGAGAGCGACACAAGUCGCGAGACACCAAGCGAUCACUCGUCACCUCCGAAUGCUCGAAAGCCUCCCUCUACCGAACAGAGUCUGAAAGACCCAGCGCCUGCUCUACAGGGUUCGGCGCUUGAUUUCAACUUUAAUGAGCUCUCCAUUAGCCCUACUAUUCAACCAGACUUGAGACGCCUUGCCUACGAGCGGUUCCUUUACGACUUCGUACAUUUCGAAACCCCCAGCAGAGCUCCCGAAGAGCCUUCAGAUGCUGUGUGGGACUUCAUUCCUCAUCUAUACCAAGGAGCUGCUGAAGGUUCAUGUCUAGCAACCGUUGUUGACGCCGUUUCUUACUCCAACUUUGCCGCCAGGUGCAACGCUCCGCAAGCUCAGAUCCUGGCCGAUGAAUACAUCGGAAAGGGUAUCAGGCUGCUCCAGAAAUCCAUCGCCAAUGAGAGGGAGGCACCCUUAGACGAAACGCUGUGCGCCGUCUACCUGAUGGGCGUGUACGAGAACCUAACUAUGCCUUCACACACUGGUUCCUAUAUUACGCACAUUUGGGGAGCGAAUGCUCUUCUAGAACUGCGCUCCAUCGACCAGGUCUACACAAAUCGCAUAUCAGCUGGCCUGUACGACGUAGCCUUUGGACAAAUGCUUAUCGGCAACCUGCAUGCAGGAAAGGCCCCGUCUAUUCCCAUUCGCAAUAUUAUAGCCGCUAAGCAGCCUUUGCCGCACAUGUACCACCCCUCCAGCGUCAAUCUCCUUCGGCUAAUACAUAGCGAGGCUCAUGUACACGCCGACUGGCUUCAAGUCAAACAGAACGCCAUUCUACCUGCUAGUCGUCAUGACUUACAGGAACUGGUACAAAACGCGCUAGAUUUGGAUGCGGAAUUCCAGGCGUGGGAAAGCGCACUUCCGCGAUUUUGGCUGUAUCAGGUCGAGCGAAACACGCCUGAUGCCCGGGCUACAUACGAGCCGAUCUGGCGAAAUCUAAUCCUAGGAAGCAGAGGUGCGCCCGCAGAGAUACACACAUAUAGUCAUCUUAAGAGAUGCUGGAUCUGGAUGUACUAUCGGACAAGUCGCGUCUUCCUUCUUCGGGAUCUUUUGGAGAUGCUGAAUUGGAUGCUUAACCUGCCUGAGCCAGAGCCGACAGCCGCACCCCGAAAUUUUGGUUGGCCCCCAGGUGAGCUGUCCGGGAUACCGAAGCAGCCGGCUUCGGCGCUUUUGGGCAAUGUUGGCUUGCGGAUUCACCAUACGUUUGCGACAAACCACCUCGUCAAUAUCAUUGAGAAGGCCUGCUCGGCUGUGAUCAGCCAUUUCACAGUUGCGAUAUACGGAAAAUCGACCCAAGACCCCGCAGGCAUGAGGGGCUACACACUAUUAUGGCCGCUUGGGAUCAUGGACGCGGUGCUCAAGACUGGCUUGGUGCCCGACUCUGGCCCACAGGACUUGCUGAGCGACGUGCCGAGUGUCUCGCGUUCUCAGUUCCACAGCCAGCCAGUGCCCUCUCCAGCAAUGUUCAGGAUGCCGGAGCAAAAUAUGUCUUCACUUUACCACAACGCGCCAGUCACUCUUCCCCAAAUGAACGACUUCCCCGCAUUGCCGCCGAUCCAAGUGGCCCCUCCCGAACCCAACAUACCUACCCCUCCACCAGCUAGAGCGGAACAGAGAAUUUUUGCCACCGAAGACUAUGCCUCCGUUCGAAAGAAGCACGUCUUCGAUAGCUCACCAUAUCAUCCAUUCGACGGCCCGGUCGACCAUCCCAACCCUGGAUACACUAUCGCGGAGCCGGCGAGCAUUGACGUAGCAGCGAGGAGGGAAUGGAUUAAUCGCCUUGAGUAUUACAUUGGUACAGAGUUGGGGAUUAGGAAGGCGAUUGGAGUGCCAGCUACAGAGGGAUAUCUUGAGACGGUUAAGGCGCAACUACAGGAAAUUUUGGGGCGAUAGACGGGAAGGAAGAGGAGCAUUCAAUACCUGAUCUAUUCUCUGUGAUGGGGAGUGCAGAAUUGUACGGUUGGAUAUGGAGUUGCCCGCGUCUGGCGCCAGUUGGCUUCGAUAUGAAAUGCCUUCUUGCAUGUAGAGGUCCGUCGAGUUCGAAUUUACCCAUGCGAAUGGUCUACCCUGCUGGACCCGGGCUGCUCCAAGCCUAGGGAAAACUCUCUAUCGAC